Etheostoma spectabile (orangethroat darter) is the source of this 4810-nucleotide messenger RNA. It is a transcript of the gene gfod2, whose product is annotated as glucose-fructose oxidoreductase domain containing 2. The record is from RefSeq and is a predicted model, not a curated record. Gene Ontology annotation, molecular function: nucleotide binding. The coding region runs from base 593 to 1747 and encodes 384 amino acids. The transcript has 4 exons. NCBI's taxonomy places the organism in Eukaryota, Metazoa, Chordata, Actinopteri, Perciformes, Percidae.
UGUCAAGACUGGCGUACUGAAUCAUGGGUAAACACGGUGCCCGAUCAAAGAAUGUACUUGCUCCACAGGCAGACCUAUAUCGGUGACAUACGUUUAUUUAAAUAGCGUUUACGUUAAUUAGCUUUAUCUACAAAAUAACAUGUUUCACAGGGAACCACUUUACGUGUGUUUAACCAAAGUCAUAUUUACGCGUCUUGCUAAAUGCGUCUGUGUAUCCUACUAAACUCUCCGCCUCUCCAGCCUCUUGUAGUAUCUCUGGUCCUCCCGCAGUCCUGCUGUUGCUACUGAAGUUACCAUUAGCAACUGGGCAGCGCCCCGGCUGAGCACCUUCAGCCGCUGUUGAUGUUGUCGUUAAAUACAGUAGGAUGUUUGUUAUCUGACCGACAGCCUCACAGCACGGCUCGGUUACUUUCCAGUGGUGUCCAGUAUGAGAGUGAGGUUCCAACAACUGCCAGCCUGGUAAAUGUACAGUAAGCUCUCCUUGAUUUCCAGAAACAGUCAAGGCCUUGACAGGCAAGGGAAUUGUUGGCUGUUGGAAUGUUGGUGACGCUGGCCAUGGUUUACACGUAAGGGCGCAGUGAGUGGCACUGUCAUGUUGCCAGGAGUCGGUGUAUUUGGCACGGGCAGCACAGCCAGAGUGCUGGUCCCGUUGUUGAAAGCUGAAGGCUUUGAGGUUCAUGCACUCUGGGGGCGAAGUGAAGAAGAAGCGCGCUGCUUAGCAAAGGAGCAUGGCAUCCCAUUUCACACUAGCCGAUCUGAUGACGUCCUGCUGCACCAAGAUGUCGACCUUGUUUGCAUCUAUAUCCCACCCUCAAUGACCAGACAGAUUGCUGUCAAAGCAUUGGGUAUAGGUAAGAAUGUUGUGUGUGAGAAAGCUGCAACAGCUGUGGAUUCAUUCAAGAUGGUGACUGCCGCCAGAUACUACCCACAGCUGCUCAGCAUUAUGGGUAAUACCCUGCGCUUCCUGCCGGCUUUUGUGGCAAUGCGCCGACUGCUGAUGGAGGGAUAUGUUGGCGAAAUGCAGGUGUGUGAUGUCAGAGUCUAUGGCCCCAGCCUCCUGGAUCAGUCGUACGGCUGGACAUGUGAGGAGUUGAUGGGAGGAGGCGGUCUGCACACUGCCGGCUCUUCCAUCAUUGACCUUUUAAGUUACCUAACCGGGACACGAGCCCAUCGUGUUCAUGGCUUGCUGCGGACUUUUGUACAACAAAAUGGUUUGAUCCGAGGCAUUCGCCGCGUCACCAGCGAUGAUUUUUGCUUCUUCCAAAUGUUGAUGGGUGGUACUGGCUCUAGCUCUGGUGGUGUGUGUUGCACUGUGACCCUGAACUUCAACAUGCCAGGGUCAUUUGUGCACGAGGUAAUGGUAGUUGGAUCCACUGGAAGACUGGUUGCCAGGGGAACAGAGCUGUAUGGUCAACGCAAUGGGAGUAAAGGUGAGGAGCUGUUGCUAAGCGACAGUGGGUGGGCAGGACCAGAGGUAAAAGACAUGCCCCUGCCUCACUUGCGGGGGCUGAGCUCCAUGGUAAAGGCACUGAGACAGUCUUUUCAGGCUCACGAGGAGCGCAGGUCAUGGGCGCGAGGAUCGGUUGCCAUGGCGCCAACAUUUGAGGAUGGUCUGUAUGUGCAGACGGUGGUCGAGGCGGUGAAGCGGUCCAGCUGUAGUGGCGAAUGGGAGUGUGUUGAGAUCAUGAGUCAGGAGCCAGAUCCGAAUCACAACCUGUGUGAGGCUCUGCAGAGAAAUAAGAACUGAAUAUAUUUAUACAGCCAGUGCAACUACUACAUAUGUCUAACAAAACUGGGCUCUGAAUGUUGUACCUUUAAUUCAGCUGCUGAGGCAGUUUCAUUUACCCAUGACUACUUUUUGCAUUUUCACAUUCUGUUCCAUUUUGAGCAGAAUAUUUUCCUUUUUUAAAACAUAACUGUGUUUUUACACUAAAUUUUUUAACCACAGCUCCAUUAUUCUGAUUCUCUACAUAAAAUAUUAUAAUAGCUGUGUCAACAUCUACCUGUGUCCCAUUUACACAUUUAUUACCUGUGCCAUGCCAAAACGUAGACACAUUCUUUAUUCUUAUUAAAGCUUGAAGUCAUGGAGUCAUGACUGCAAAGUUCCUGCAAAAUAAGGUUGUUAUGCGUCACCUGUUACCAAGGCACCACCAUUGUCAAAUAUUGGCAAAGUUUCUUGUAUCAAAUUACCUUUUAUCCUCACUUUAAGCAGCAUGUGUGGAUUUAUUUGUGUUUCUUUAUUCUUCUUUUUAAAACAUGUAGGCUGUUGUAUUUUACUGAUAAUCAGAGAUCAGAGAUCAAACAGCUUAUACUUCAUCUGUGAUUGGACAAGAGCACAUCUCUUCCUAAUUUGAUAUUUCUUUUCUUUUAAUAGUUUUUCCAUGUCAAGUCACCAUACCGUCAGUUAAAGUGUUUGCCACAGUUGAAGAUUACAAUACACCAAUAAAUGUUUGACUAGGCAUCAGCGCUACUGAAACAAUGUGCAUCCCAGUUUUGGGUCAUGACCAGUUGUGCCAAGCUGUGAAUUUAGUUGUUUGGCUCUAAUUAAAAGCCAAUGUACAGUCAGAUCUAGAAAACAUUUUAACCUCUAUUGUUUAUAAUAUUGAGAUGUGUUUUGGUGUUAAUUUAUUCCCAACGCAAAUAGCACCUUAUUCUGAAAGGAAGGUUUUUAGCUCUGACAUGAAUGUGCAUAUCAAAGCGUGAGGAUGAUUUGACUUACAAAACAGUUUCAUUGUCUGCAGUGUGGCAACUGGCAGAAUUCAAUCGAUGCUCAAUUGGAGCUCAGCCUUUGGAAAAUUCAGAAUAAGAAUAAUGGAGCUGUGCAGAGUGAUUUUUAUUUAAUUUUAAUUUUUGGGGGGAAUUUGUAAUAAGCAUACAUAUAAAGAUUGCAAGAGGGGCUUGUAGGUUUUUAUGUUGUGACAUGCCAUGGCAUACAUAAGAUACCAGGGAUUGAGUAAAUAAGCUGUAUAGAAAACUGAAUAAUGAAAAGUGAAAUUUGUAGCAUUGCUCCCUCAAAAUGCCCAACUCUAUAGUGAUACUCAUCUUAAAUCUUAAUUUUGAGUAUCACUCACGCCCUUAGGUAGGAAAACUGAAAAGUCUCCUUCACAGACGAAGCAGCUAUAGUGAGCUGGGAUUCAUGACAGCUAUAGUGGAUUUCAGCAGUGACAUGUUUUCAUAGUGGGGGGGAAAAGGUAUCUAAACAACAAAAUUUCAAAACCACUCCUGCAUCAUCCAUGUGUUCAUUACAUUCUGUCAUCAUUUUAUCAAAAUAUACUACUUUAAGAAGUUUUAAUGAGGACGAUAGGGCAACACUAGUCUGGCUUACUUACACUGUGCAGGCUUUCUGCUAUCCAUUUUGCAAGGACAUCCGGGGCUUAGUGCCGUCGAUGAUGAUUGUGAUUGAUAAAAAGAAAUAUGAACAAGCCAGAGCGUUUCUUUUCCCUUUAUUAGAAUGUUAACUCAUGCAGCCUGACCAUACUCCAGCAAUGACACAGCGCUGUGGAGAUAGGUCUGGCAAUGCCAGACUAGUGCAACAAUGAUGCAGUGUUUUUGAGUUAUAUUUUGGGUAAAUGCUGACUGGAACAAACAUAUGGAAAGACAGAGGGAAAGGGGAUUAUGCCUCAAAGAAAGUUGUUUGGUACUUUUUUCCAAUGAAAAUUCACCAAUGGUAAUUAGUCAACCGUUGAAACUGACUUUUGAAGAAGGAAACUAUCACCUUUUAACAGCCACCUGUCGAGUUUCCACAGGAUGAGCAUACGAUGCUUAGAUUUUAGGUGUAUCACAUUAUUUUACAUUAGCAGAAACAGGCUUGUCUUAGAAAUUACAGAUUAGUGACCUUUUUCUUGUUAAACUGUCAAAACUUUUAGAUGCGAAACCCGAGGGUAUUUGAUAACUAAAUUUAGUUUAAAACUGUGUGAAAGGUUUGUAUACAUGUGUUAACCAUUGAAGUAAAUGUAUGCUUUUACAAGAAUUUGCUUCAUGCAAUCCAUGCAUAUAAAGUUAUUACAAAUGUUUAAAUCCAGAGAGUGGAGCCAAGAUCCACCCCCGUACACCAUUUAUCCAUAAAUAUUACUGAUCUUUUUGUCGAGUAGAACCACUGGAUCUGACAUGCGCGAGAGUAUAAAUGUGUGCCUCUCUAACUUGCUAAGACCAAGAGAAGAAGGUGUUAAACAGUUUACCGUCAUUGUAGUCACUCACUGCAUCUGAGUACUGCUGAGUAUCCUGAAUGAUACUGGGUUCCUACAGCUGAGACAGGAAGUGAAGAAGUGUGCUGGUUUGAUUUGAUUGGUCUGUUUCCUUCUUAGACCCACGCAGGAUCUGCAAAUAAGGAAACAUACAUGUUACACACUUACCUCACGCUAUCCUAACAGGGCUUUACAAAAACAAAGUUUACAUUAAGUGUCUUUUUUUUUUUUAAACGCAUCACAUUUGCCUGCAGGAUGUUAAAUAACCCACACUGUUAAAAUACAUUCUAACCUUAUUGUUUGUUUUUUUGCACUGAUAACUGAUAAAAUGCCACAUAUUUAAUAGACAGGGCUCACUGUAAAACUUAACGUAACGUGUCUGUAUAAGGAAGCCUUUUUGUAUUUAUUUAUGUCUUGGUGUGGGGAAAGUUUCCCAUCGUUUAUUCUGUUCAGUGUUUGGGUUUUCAGCCUGUGAAUCUCUGUUGAAAUAUUUAUCUUGUUUAGGUUUAGUGUUUUAAUUGAUAAUGUGGCUUUUUGAGCACAAUGUGUUGCAUUUAAGUUGGGAAACUGUACUGUUCAUCUGCCUGGUGCAUAUUUCCCUAAAUAAAUACAGUUGUAUUCAUUUA